This is a messenger RNA of Lycium ferocissimum, 2084 nucleotides long. Its product is annotated as protein NRT1/ PTR FAMILY 5.6-like. The record is from RefSeq and is a predicted model, not a curated record. The coding region runs from base 177 to 1970 and encodes 597 amino acids. Lineage: Eukaryota; Viridiplantae; Streptophyta; Magnoliopsida; Solanales; Solanaceae. Gene Ontology annotation, biological process: transmembrane transport; dipeptide transport. Gene Ontology annotation, cellular component: membrane. Gene Ontology annotation, molecular function: tripeptide transmembrane transporter activity; dipeptide transmembrane transporter activity. The transcript is spliced from 4 exons.
UCUUAACUUUCCAUUACUUAAUCUUAAUCAUUGACAAGAAAUUUUAUUAUACGUCAACAUUAUAUUCUUUUGGCACUUCUUAUCUCAAAAGUCAGCAGGGGAUUCCUCUUCCUAUAUAAGGAGAAUAAAAGCUGCCAACUUAACCAACAUAUAUCUUUCUUUGUAGUCUUAGAGAAAUGGAAAAGAUGAAUGUUGAGAUGGAUGAGAAAAAGAUGAAGGAAUCAGUAGAUAUUGAUGAGGAAAAAUGGGUGUAUGACUCUUCUGUUGAUUACAAAGGAAGAGUUCCUCUCAGGGCUUCAACUGGUGGAUGGAAGGCCUCUUUCUUGAUUAUUGCAAUUGAAUUCGGUGAGAGGCUAAGUUAUUUUGGAAUAGCCACAAGUUUGAUCAUAUACCUAACAAAGGUCAUUCAUCAAGACCUCAAAACUGCAGCAAAAAGUGUGAACUACUGGACAGGAGUUACCACUUUGAUGCCACUGCUAGGAGGGUUUGUUGCUGAUGCAUAUUUGGGCAGAUUUUACACAGUUCUUGCUUCAACUAUUGUCUACCUACUGGGCUUGCUUCUCUUAACAAUGUCCAGUGUGGUACCUAGCUUGAAACCCUGUGGGAAUGAUGACCUCUGUCAAGAACCAAGAAAGGUCCAUGUAGUGAUAUUUUUCUUUGCCAUCUACUUAAUAUCAAUUGGUACUGGAGGACACAAGCCAUCUUUAGAGAGUUUUGGAGCUGAUCAAUUUGAUGAUGACCAUCCUCAAGAAAAAAGGAAGAAAAUGUCUUUCUUCAAUUGGUGGAGUUUUGGACUUUGUUCUGGUGUACUACUUGGUGUAACUCUGAUUGUUUAUGUACAAGAUCAUGUUAGUUGGGCUGUGGCAGAUUUAAUCCUCACACUAGUUAUGGCUUCUAGUUUAGUCAUCUUCUGUGCAGGAAGGCGGUUCUAUCGUUAUCGAAAAGUUACUGAAAGUCCCUUAACAACAAUGCUACAAGUUCUUGUUGCUGCAAUCAAAAAAGGAAGUCUUCCACAUCCUAUUAGUCCUGCUUAUCUACAUGAAAAUCAAAAGUCAGAAACUAAUAGAAGGAGGCUGUGUCAUACCAAAAGCCUGAAGUUUCUUGAUAAAGCUGCAAUCUUUGAUGAGACACAAGAUUCAAUAGAGCAGAAACAUAAUCCAUGGAAACUUUCAACUGUGACCAAGGUGGAAGAGUUGAAGCUACUUAUCAACAUGAUUCCCAUUUGGCUAACCACUUUACCAUUUGGCAUUUGCCUAGCACAAGCUUCAACAUUUUUCAUCAAACAAGGUGUGACACUUGACCGGAAGAUCACUCACGAUUUUGAGAUCCCACCGGCUUCAAUGUAUGGCCUUGGAGCUAUUGGCAUGAUACUAACUGUCACUAUCUACGACAAAAUCCUCGUACCUCUCCUAAGACGAGCAACAGGAAACGAGAGAGGCAUUAGCAUUCUUCAAAGGAUCGGUGUUGGAAUGAUCUUCUCAAUUGCAACUAUGAUCAUUGCAGCUUUGAUUGAGAGAAAAAGACUAAACAUUGUUCAAGAAAAUCUACUUGAGGGCUCAAUGUCAAUGAGUGUAUUUUGGCUAGCCCCGCAAUUUCUUAUUGUUGGUAUAGCAGAUGGAUUUGCGCUAGUGGGAUUGCAAGAGUAUUUUUAUGAUCAAGUACCUGAUACAAUGAGAAGUUUCGGCAUUGCAUUUUACCUAAGUGUGAUUGGUGCUGCAAAUUUCAUGAGUAGCAUAUUGAUCACAAUUGUGGAUCAUGUCACAGAAAAAGGUGGCAAGAGUUGGUUUGGAAAGGAUCUAAAUAGCAGCAGAUUGGAUUAUUUCUACUUCUUGUUAGCUGCAAUAACAGCAGUGAAUUUGUGCAUAUUUGUUUUAGUUGCAAGGAGCUAUUCCUACAAGAAUGUGCAAAGUAAGAGAACUUCAGAUGUGGCUAAUUGUUACGAUGGCGAUGAUCGUGAAGCAAUGGCUUAGAAGAUUGAUCUGUAGUACAUUAUUGAAUUAGUAUAGUCAUCAAGCUGAGAAAGCAAAUUUACCCUGUACAAUAUAUUUUGGUUCUUAAGAAGCAAUAAACUCUUCCUUAUAGAA